This is a messenger RNA of Hibiscus syriacus, 690 nucleotides long. RefSeq names its product acyl carrier protein 1, chloroplastic-like. Gene Ontology annotation, biological process: fatty acid biosynthetic process. The coding region runs from base 75 to 485 and encodes 136 amino acids. The transcript has 4 exons. Gene Ontology annotation, molecular function: phosphopantetheine binding; acyl carrier activity. The record is from RefSeq and is a predicted model, not a curated record. Lineage: Eukaryota; Viridiplantae; Streptophyta; Magnoliopsida; Malvales; Malvaceae.
AUGGCCUCAUUCUUAGUGAUCUCCGCCUUCUUCCUCUCUUUCCUGUGAUUCCAUCGACCUAAACCCCGCUUUCAAUGGCUUCUUCAACUGGACUUUCCUCGAAAUUCUCCCCUCUUUCAUCUUCCUUCAAGCAAAAUCAGGUUCUUCUUCGUGGGAUCUGUAAUGUCAACUCAGUUAGCCUCCGAUCUCGCGGAAUGCGGCCCGGAUCGCUGCGCCUCCGUGUUUCAUGCGCGGCUAAACCCGAGACUGUGGACAAAGUUUGUAGCAUAGUUAGGAAGCAACUGGCACUGCCCAAGGAUUCUGCAGUCACCGGAGAGUCGAAGUUUACUGCACUUGGAGCUGAUUCUCUUGAUACGGUUGAGAUUGUGAUGGGACUUGAGGAGGAAUUCGGAAUCAGUGUGGAAGAAGAAAGUGCCCAGCAUAUCCUCACCGUUCAAGAUGCGGCGGAUCUGAUCCAGAAGCUCGUGGAGCAGAAAUCCGCCUAAAAUGUUGUCGUAGAAUCAUCGGAUCGAAUGGUAAACCUGAUGUUGCCCUAAUGUUAGGUUUGGUUUUGUUGCUUAUGGAACAUUUAAACCAACAUUAAAGCUUGGUUGUUCAUCGUUGCGGUUAGACUUUAUGUAAGAACUCAAAUGUCUCAUUUCCAUGGUGUCCUGAGGCAUUUGCUUUAGGAGAAAAACAUUCAUUGAACUC